AUCGUUCAGUUUGAUUCCGAGCUCCAACGUGAGCCAAUCACUGCACUACCUCACCAGCACUUCUUGCAAAAGGUCUCAACCCGAAAUGUCACCAAGCAGAAUGCACAACAAACGAGUGUAAUUGAAUUGAAGGUGUGUAUGUGUGUGUGUGUGUAUGGCCCUUCCGUACCAUGGUUGACGUAAAAAUGCACCAGCACCGUGUUGGCGCGCUGGGCUGAUUUGAAUUUCUGUCCCCAAACAUCUUGGCGAAGUGGACAGCGAAGAAGAAGCAGCAACCGGUGCAGGUGCAUUACAAGGAGUGCCACAGCGACCGAGUGCACUUGGUGUGUGUGUGUGUGUGUGUGGCGACCGUGACGCUGGUGCAAUGUGCAAUUGGCAGUCACCGGCAUGGAAGGCAGUUGCAUUCGAUGAAGAAUUGCACGCGGGUGCAAUUUCGGAGUGUUGUUGCGGUUUCUUCGUGUAAAGCUCUGAUUGCGUACCGGACGCUUGGAGUGCAAUUCAUUCCCGUGACACUGAUAUUUGGAGGAACAGGAUUCGUCAUCAUCUCCGGAACCGGCUAAGCUUUCCUUGGUCCACCGAAUGGCAAACGAACGGUGGCCCACCGCAAAGUGUCGUGUGCUGGUGGUCGUGUCGAUAACGCUCACGCUGCUGGUAACGCUUGUCGUGACACUGUCAUCGGCUGGCUCACCCGCACAACGCGCUACGGCCGAUCGCAACGAUUCAUCAUCGCCCGAGUGUGUGGUGGCAUUCGACCGUGGUCUUGCCGUUGGUUCGCGGCGUCACACGUACGGCGGGAAGACGUACUGUGCCUACGAGGGCAUACCGUACGCACAGCCUCCGGUCGGUGAGCUUCGGUUUGAGGAUCCACAACCGUACUAUCUCGAGGGGGCUCGUCUCUUUCGAAACGUCUCGAAAGCGUGCCUCCAAGUGUAUGAGCCACCCGCGCACACGGAUAAGCUGGAAACGAGUGAAGAUUGUUUGUACUUGAACGUGUACACGGCGAAUGAUGCGGCGGCCGGUGAGCUGUGGCCGGUGAUGCUAUGGAUACACGGUGGAUCGUUUGUGGUCGGGUCGUCUGAGACGGACAUCUUCGGGCCGGAGUUUCUGGUGGAGAAGGGCAUCAUCGUGGUAACGUUCAACUAUCGUCUGGGCGCACUCGGUUUCCUCUCACUUCCGGACCUCGGCAUUAACGCGAAUCUCGGACUGCUGGAUCAGCUCGAGGCGCUGCGUUGGACCGUUCGGAAUGCCAUCCACUUUGGCGGCGAUGCGGCCCGGGUAACGCUGUGCGGUUGGAGUGCCGGUGCCGCUUCGGUGACGUACCAUCUCUACUCGCCCGCUGCCAAGGGCCUGUUCCACAAUGCGAUCAUCAUGAGCGGCAGCAUGACGCAAUCCUGGGCGUACACUUACGAUGCGGACCGGUGCGGACGGGAGUACCUUCGGACACGGGAUGUCACCAGCCGCGAACAGCUCCAGUCCCUACCGGUCGCCCAGAUCAUGUCGUCGGAGCCAGAAUUUCACAAACAUUUCUUCUCCCUGUACUACUACUGUUUCCUGCCGUCCGAUGACAGUUAUCGGCCGGAGCCGGACCUACGGAUCGUUGGUGCGGAUCCGUUCGCCCGGGUACGCAACGGCCCGCCGGAAAGUGACGUUCCGCUGCUGGUCGGUUACACGACACUCGAGCACGGGAACCUUUUUCUCGAGCGUGAUUUCGCGCACACCACGAUAAACUUCCCGAACGAUAACGCGAUCAUUCACCGGCUGCUGGAAGAGUACGUUGAUCGGCAGGCACGGUCCAACAGGUCAGUGUCGAGGCGUCGGUUCCAUCAGGAGCUCGCGUCGCUGGCAGACAUUAUCUACGGCAUCCAGUACUUCAUCCGGCACGCGGCAACUCAGCAGCGGGCACCGGUGUACCGGUAUCUGUUCGCGUACGACGGUGCGUUCGGGUACGCGAAGCACUGGUACUACCGGAACGAGAUAGUGCGGCCGGAUUUGCCCGGACCGAUGCAUGGUGACGAGCUGGGUUAUCUGUUCACGCCUUACCUCUACCGUGGCCGCCGGUGGCAGGAUAUCGACGGGCAGGCGUAUCGCACGGAGCGUCGUGUACAGCGCCGGAUGCUGCGGCUGUGGUGCAACUUUAUCAAAUAUGGAAAUCCGACUCCGGCAACGUUGAAGGCAGAAACCGUUGGGCAGCGGGUCGUCCGAUGGUAUCCUUACAAUGAUCCGAUUCCGAACCGGGCGCGCCACUAUCUUCGGAUCGAUCGGCGGAUUCAGCUGCUGCCGGCAACGGAUGCCGAAAACCCGUUCCAGCGGCUUUGGGACCGCGUGUCCCGGUGUCUGUACGAGUUCGAUUGUGAAUUCUUAAGCAUCGACAAACAGCCGGCGGAGGACGUUUGAUAGUGCGUGCCGUGCCGUGCCGUGCGUGUGGAUUUGGGUGGGAAAGGGACCGAUUGGCGGAAGAAAAACAAACCCUCACAAUCUUCACUUCCAUCAGCGGUGUGUGUAUCGGCGUGAUAAGGAAGGGUCUGUUGGAUGCCUUUUUGCUGAUCGAUCGAUCGAAUGCGAAAGGGAUCUCUACUCUGUUUGGAAUUAGGAUAAUGCGCGCUUUGUGUUCCCUGCUUCUGUAUAAUCCGCUUCCUCUCCAUCAACUUGCUCCAUUUUCACCGAAAGCUUCAGGUGAAAACAUCGAUGACAGUAGAAAAGCCGAUCAUGACAAUGGAAUCGGUUCGUUCGUGUUGGUUGGUGCAGGUUAACUUCCUCAGUGGAAGGAAAUCGAAGACGAGAACAUAUUGCAAUUCCGAUAUGAAUGUGAUGCUUUCUUUAUAGUGCGUUUUUUUAUCACAUUGUUAAGCAGAUUUGUGGUUGGAAGAAAUCGAGUGUAGUGAAUGAGUAUGAGAGGAGAGAUAAAAAAAGGAAUAGUACGACGCAGUUUUUGGCCAAGAUGUUUUUGCUCGAUUGUUGCAUGAACCAAUGUAUGUGAAAGUAAAUAAAAUAAUUCAAGAAAAACACAGAUGAAUGGUGACAUUUCGUUGUUGUAUAUCAUUAAAAUAGUAGUUUGGAAGUUACAUUAAACUAAAAAUGGGGAAAAUAGUUGGAAAUAACACGAACUUUAUUCAAAGUUAUUAUUUGGAAUGAACAGUACCCUUGUAGACGCCUAAAGGUAUGCAAUAUACAUACACAAUGAACAUCAAGUCGUAUAGGCCAUUUAUGCGUAACGCCAUACUAUCUUUCUUCACAAUCGCUAUCGAGUGUUCUCUCAAGGUGCAGAUUAACCCAAGUAUCGGAAUAUUGUAAUUGAAAAAGACGGAUUCAGUCUCAUAUUUGUAAAUAACUAUCUUCUACCCAGAUUGUCUUGUUAAUUAAAGUAAAUAGCUGUUAAAUCCUUAUUCUUAUCGACAAGCAUCCAAUCCCCUCCUAAACAUAUUUUAUACGAAAGGUAUUCGUUUGAAACUUUAAUGAUAUGAAGGCAAACAAUAGUGCUGAUUACGGUUCUCUAACAGAUAAACUGUAAAACAAACCUUAUCAAAUGACAUAUCGAGUGAAUCGGCCUUAUGGAUUACAGGUAGAAGAGAAAAAGUUUCGUCAUACUUUUAAUUUUGUUAAGUCGGAAUAACCAUAGCUGUCAAAGUGAACGGUCUGGAUGGGAUUUGAACCCCGGUUCUGGCGCAUGAAGAUCGGCGCCAUUGUGGCAUCUACCACCGGACUGCUCUAUUUUUUUAUAGGAUAACUGUCGGCGGUAAUAGAGAUGAUUCGUUUGAAUGAAGACAACUUGAAGUAUUCGAAAAAAACAUAUUAAGAAAUAAUCAAAUACAUUCAUAUUUAAAUAAAAGUGUACAUCCUUCGAAAAUCUCCUAAAAAGCCA
Anopheles stephensi (Asian malaria mosquito) is the source of this 3859-nucleotide messenger RNA. RefSeq names its product esterase B1-like. NCBI's taxonomy places the organism in Eukaryota, Metazoa, Arthropoda, Insecta, Diptera, Culicidae. The transcript is spliced from 4 exons. The coding region runs from base 580 to 2394 and encodes 604 amino acids. The record is from RefSeq and is a predicted model, not a curated record.